Vicia villosa (hairy vetch) is the source of this 885-nucleotide messenger RNA. RefSeq names its product 14 kDa proline-rich protein DC2.15-like. The record is from RefSeq and is a predicted model, not a curated record. The coding region runs from base 54 to 455 and encodes 133 amino acids. The transcript has a single exon. NCBI's taxonomy places the organism in Eukaryota, Viridiplantae, Streptophyta, Magnoliopsida, Fabales, Fabaceae.
CAUGCAUUCAAGAUUCAACCUCAAUCAACACAUUUAGUUUGUAAACUAUAGUCAUGGCUUCAAACAAAUUCACUUCCAUAAUUUUGAUACUUUCUCUUCUUUCUUACUCAACAUUCACUAAUGCUAAUAACUGUCCGCCAUCACCAAACCCAACGCCUCCUCCAACUCCAACUGCUUCUCCACCAUCAUCACAAAGUUCCUGCCCUAAGGACACCUUAAAGCUAGGGGCAUGUGCCGAUCUUUUAGGGUUGGUUAAUAUUGUUAUCGGAGACCCUCCUUCGGGUAGUAGUUGUUGCGCAUUGAUCAAAGGUUUGGCUGAUUUGGAGGCAGCACUUUGUCUUUGUACCGCUCUUAAGGGCAAUGUGCUUGGAAUUAAUUUGAACGUGCCUAUUUCGCUCAGUUUGAUCCUUAGUGCUUGUCAGAAAACCGUUCCUCCUGGUUUUCAAUGUGUCUAAGAGGUCUUGUGUCGUUGUUGAAUAAGUAUAUCAUGUGCAUUAUGGUGAUUGUUUCUCGUAUAAGAGAAUUGUUUGCUUUUUAAAGAAUUGUUAGCAACACAUUCUCUUAACGUUUUUCGUAAAAACAUUUUGCUAUGUUAUCAAUUGAAGAGGUUGAAGAGCGUGUUACUACCAAUUUUUUAAAAAUUAUUAUUAUAAUUUUAUGUUGUUGUUAAUGUGGAGUUUGUUCAAACAUUAAUUUAUGUAGAUUUGUUAAAGUGUGUCUUAAACUAAUAAUUGGACAAGCUUGUUUGCCCAAAUAUUUCUCUUAUGUUUUCAGUGAUAUAUUAUGAAAUAUUAUGUUUGUUUGUGAAGUCCAUUGAGCAGCACAGCACUUUACUAUAUGAAUUCAAUUUCAUGAUGUGAAUAAUAAUGAUUCAGUUAUUUUUAA